AUGGUUGCUGCUCGAUCUGCCCGUAGUCUUGAGCGACGCAAUUUCGAAGUCGAGGAUUUGUUGAAUUUCGAUCAUGUGUUGCCUUUCAUCGAUGGGGACACGUCAAUUUCUGGCGAAAAGCUCGCGCAGAAAUCUCGAUCGCCAUUUGCUGCACACGUGCACCUCAAGUCGACUUUGCCGACCCUACUACUUGAAGAGCAUGAGGACAUUUUAGAAAGUGUCAGCUGCUAUGACUCGUUGAUUGAGUUGGAAUUCUAUGAUGCUGCGACGCUUUCCACUGCUUGGGCAGGAAUGCAAAAGCGUAGUGAGAUGCUGGUCAUCACCUCUCAUGCUGGCUGCAACGCCAAAGGAGAGCGUGAGCCUUUUUUAAUUACCAAAGUUGACAAGAAAUCACGAUCACUUGUUCUUACCGUCACACCGAGUACAUUCAAAAAGUCAUUCCACUCGAUCGACGUUUCCUUUGGAGCCCAGGGCGAAAGCGCUCCCAAGCGACAUGAUCAGGAGCUUAAAAAGAGGCAAGCGCCUGCCGGCAGCUCAUCUACAACAGCCCCUUCAGUAGCAGGGAUAAGUUCUUUGCCGACAGCAACAAAGGCUAGUGCUACAUUUUCCACAGCUUUGGCUGGAGCAACAAUCCUUCCACCGAGCUUCCCAGGAUCUGACUCCAUUGUACCCGGGCUGCCUGCUGGCUUGACCGUCGUAUGUAAGGACUGCUCCUUGCAAGGUAGCAUCGACCUUUCCGACGGUGUCAUCAGCACAGGCGGCAAUAGGAAUAGUAUCAAUAGCUCCGGUGACGCCUACGAAUCAGAUAUCAACGAAAUAGUCAACUUUCUCGACGCCGGCUACUUCGAUCUUACCGUCAACAAUUUCGCCGCGCAUGUCGAGCUCGAGACCACCGCUCAGCCUUCCGGCUCAUUGAUUACCCAUACGGUACCUUUUCCUGACGUUGGCAUCCCCGGCUGGGUCAUCCCAAAGAUCGCUGAAGUGGGACCAGUGCUUCGUCCGCAACUCGUCUUCGGGAUCGCCCUCUCCACGACCCUGACAUUCACCUACGGUUUCGACAUCUCCAUUCCCUCCCCCAUAAAUGUCCACCUCUCCCUUGCCGACCCAACCACCCUCUCCACCGCAUCCAGCUUCCAAUCCACAAAACUCACUCCCCUCCCCUUCCAAUCCCAACACUCUCCUUUCAACCUCACCAUCUCCGUCGCUUUCCAGCCCGAACUGCUCCUCACAGUUGCUUUACUCAGCGAAGGCUCCUCCGUCGCCGCCGGCGCUUUCUUCGAUAUUCCAAGACUCUCUGCCACCAUCUCCGAACUCGAUCAAUGCCCUGCUCCGGCGUCGUCUUCGUCUCCGCCUUUUCCUACCACCAGCAGCAGUAGCAACAGUGGUAAAGGACAUUACCUCAAUAUCCAGCCAGAAAUCGAACUCGAUACUGGCGUCCUCGUGAACGCAAAUCUUGCGCUUCCGAAUAAGAAAUUCAGCAUCAAUGAAGCUGUUACCAAGACAUUAGCGUCAACGGCUUUCCCACUGCCGACCACGUGUUUGAGCUUUGAUGGGGGCGCGAAGUCGUAUAAGGCCGUGGAGACUGGUGCGAGCACCGGCACGGGGACAGGAAGCACAAAGGCGACGGGGACAGCGGCUGUAAGUGGUAAUGGAGCGAGCUCCGCGACGAGUGUUAUGAUAGCGUAUACGGGUGGAUCUCCGGGAGCGACAGGGAAACUGAAGGAGUUCCUUAGACCUAGUAUACCCGCAUACGGUAUCCUGUCACACAGAUGGGAAGAGGGUGAGAUAACCUUCAAAGAUGUAUCGAAGUCGCGAAAUCUUGAUGCACCAGGUUGGGAGAAGCUACACUACGCCUGUAAAUUUGCAAAGGAGAGAUUCCGUCGGGAGUGGUUAUGGAUGGAUACUUGCUGUAUCGAUAAGAAGAGCAGCGCUGAACUGUCCGAGGCUGUCAACUCUAUGUACAUGUGGUAUGCUCAAGCAGAAGAGUGCUAUGCAUAUCUCAACGAUGUUCCAUUUCAUGACCGUGUUCAAGCUCCUGAAUCUGCCUUUCGGAAAAGUGCUUGGUUCACGAGGGCGUGGACGCUUCAGGAGCUUUUGGCCCCUUCAAAAGUUUACUUCAUUGCUCAGGACUGGGGUGCGAUUCUUGGUAUGAAAGUUGAAAUGAGCGACUAUCUAUUUGAAAUCACUGGAAUUGAUCGUGAGUGUCUAGCAGGCUCAAUCCUACCAGCUCGCUACUCCAUAGCUCAAAGAAUGUCUUGGGCCUCAAGGCGGCAAUGCACCCGCGAAGAAGAUACGGCAUACUCCAUUAUAGGCCUAUUCGGCGUAGCUAUGCCCCUGAUAUACGGAGAAGGUGAAGCCAAGGCAUUCCGGAGACUGCAGCUUGAGCUCAUAAACACUUCCAAUGAUGAGACUGUCUUUGCCUGGCCCGCAGGUUUCAGUAAUCAAAGUGCAGGAGGACAACUUCUUGCAAGAAGGCCACUCGAUUUCGCCGGAUGUGCCAAUCUACGGACAACGUCGCUACUGCGGCCUCCUUAUCAAAUGACAAACAAAGCCCUUCAAAUCUACGUCAAAAGCAGCGAAGUUCACAAUGAACGCCGCGACAGGAAUGGAUUGGUUUAUAUUGUAAUCGCUCUCAAUUGCCAUGCCGAAAUGGCCGAUGGCGGUCUCAAACCAAUGGCUCGCCUCUUGUACAGAAUUUAUGAUAUUUCAAGCACCUCAAGCAUCUCAAACGCAUACAACGUCUUUAAGUGUGCCGCAUCCUUUAGUGAAGAAAACUUAAUAUCCAAAUUUGGCAUGGAGGCAAUGAAUCCAUACGACAUCCCCGUCGAGAUGAUCUCUAUUGUUGACAUAUAUUGA
Molecule: messenger RNA, 2856 nt
Organism: Bacidia gigantensis
Lineage: Eukaryota; Fungi; Ascomycota; Lecanoromycetes; Lecanorales; Ramalinaceae
Exons: 5
Coding region: 1-2856 (951 amino acids)
Source: RefSeq, a predicted model, not a curated record